This is a messenger RNA of Oldenlandia corymbosa var. corymbosa, 687 nucleotides long. NCBI's taxonomy places the organism in Eukaryota, Viridiplantae, Streptophyta, Magnoliopsida, Gentianales, Rubiaceae. The record is from the annotation of a GenBank genome assembly.
AUGGAUUCCAUUAGAACUGCUGUCGGAAUCAUAGGAAACUCAAUUGCAUUCCUCCUCUUCUUAUCUCCAGUGCCAACAUUCAUACAGAUAUGGAGGGGAUCCGUGGAGGAGUACUCCCCAGUGCCGUACCUGGCCACAUUCAUCAACUGCGCUUUGUGGGUGCCGUACGGCUGUCCUUUCGUGCACCCAAAGAGCCUCUUAGUGAUCACGAUUAACGGCGCCGGAUUCGCGAUUGAGGCGGUGUACAUUGCCCUGUUCAUCACAUUUUGCCAGACUAGACAGAGGAAGAUGAAGCUGGCCGCCAUCGUGGCGGCUGAGCUGGUCUCUGUGGCGGCGCUCGCCGUUCUGGUGCUCAACUUAGCGCACACCACCAAACUCCGGUCGGCUAUUGUUGGUCCGAUUUGCAUGGUCCGCAACAUUAUCAUGUACGGGGCUCCGCUCUCCGUAAUGGGAGGGGUGAUCAGAACAAGAAGCGUGGAGUACAUGCCAUUGUUCCUUUCACUGGCCUCUUUUGCCAAUGGUGUCUGUUGGACUGCUUAUGCCCUGUUUAAAUUCGACCUCGACAUAUUUGUACCAAAUUUGAUUGGAGCUGCCCUUGGGCUAAUCCAGUUGGUGCUUUACGCAAUGUACUACAAUGCAACCCAGCGCAUUCUCGCUGAGAGAAGGGUUCAACAGCAGAACAUCUAG